Molecule: messenger RNA, 213 nt
Organism: Prunus armeniaca (apricot)
Lineage: Eukaryota; Viridiplantae; Streptophyta; Magnoliopsida; Rosales; Rosaceae
Source: the annotation of a GenBank genome assembly
AUGGAGGUGUCAAAGUGUUGUUGUGGUAAGCGAGCUCAAGAGUUCACUUCUUGGAUUGAUGCGAACCCUAGGAGACGUUUCUUUGGAUGUGCGAAGCACGGGAGAGGACAAUGGUGCAACUUCUUUCAGUGGAUUGAUCCCCGAAUGUGUGAAAGGUCUAGGACUAUUAUUCCUGGGUUGCUGAGAAAGGGGCUUGAGAAAGCAUGUACCUAA